CUCAUUUCUCGGGUACACCGCUGUGCUCCGCAGUUCUGUUGACCGGUGGGUAACAGUGAACUGAACGACGAUGGCGCUGCGAGCUUGUGGCUUUAUAGUGUUUCGACGUCUGGCCAACAGUGUUCCUCCUCCAGGCAACAUUGAGUACCUGCUGCUGCAGACCUCGUAUGGGGAGAACCACUGGACUCCACCCAAAGGUCAUGUGGACCCAGGUGAAGAUGACCUCACCACAGCCUUGAGAGAGACACAGGAGGAGGCAGGGCUGAGGGCAGAGCACCUGCGGGUGAUUGACAGCUUUGUUCAGGAGCUGCACUAUGAAGUGCGUGGCAGACCCAAGGAGGUGCUGUACUGGCUGGCCGAGCUCCGAGACCCAGGAGCAGCAGUGACUCUGUCUGACGAGCACCAGGACUAUCGCUGGGCCCAGCUGGAGGAGGCAUGCAGUCUGGCCCAGUACAAAGACCUGCAGGACACGCUGCGCGCAGCACACACACACUUACAGACUCAGGGGGACAAACUGUGAUCAAACAGAGAAGACCGGUGACUACAUGCACGACUACUUCCGACCUCACUUUGAGAAACGUGGUCUUCGGGUGUUCAGCCAAACUAAAUGUUCCAGGAUUUGCUUUCUCAGUUUUACUAAAAAAACACUUGGGAAAAGGACGAUGGGACACAAAGAAAAUAUCUAUAUUGUAUCUUAUAAUGGCUCAAGUGAAAUUUUAACUGGAUAAAAAGUGAAUUGUAGACCUUAUAUUUGACCACAGGGUGGAGACAGAUGCAGCUCUUUUGCUGCCAUAGAUCCACGCUGUAACUUUGUCAGAUCACUUCAGUAACAACUGUUCAAAAUGUUACAAUGAAACAAUGGACAUUAGGACAUCACCGUGCUUACUGCAUGUUUACUGUGUCAUUUGAAACAUUGUCUUGUUUUAAUGGAAAGACUGUUUACCAUCUUCUCAUCCAGUCAACUCGUUUUUUCUCUUUCUCUUUAAAAUGUUCAGUAAAAUAUGUUUUAAGUGAUUUCAGCAUAUUGUAGAUAUUUAAAGGGAAAAUUGAGUGAGUGCUGCCUUUUGUCCCACUUGAGUCACAGCACACAGGAGCUGUUGAUCCACUGAUGCCCAACGGUUUCAGUGUUUGAAAUCCUUUCUUUGUUAAGAUUAAAGUGGGCGUAGGUUUUAUUUGUAGAGCCUGUUCAAAUCUGUCGUGUCCACGUCUGAAGCAGGUGCUCUGAGCACAGUCAGUGAAGACUAUGGGCUGCAUUUACACUCCACAGUGCAAGUGAACCAAUUCUGAUCUUUUCCUCCCAUGUGGCACAAAUCAAACAUGAGAGUGAAAGCAAGAACAAAGCACAUGGAUUAAGAUUUGCAUAUGGAAAUAAAUCAGAUUAUGUGCAUUUGCAUCUACAAUCUAAGCGGACAGAUCAAAUAUUCCACUAUCAAUGUGACGUGUGCUGCCUGAGUGACAUAAAUACAUGUUUAUCUAUGAUCCCAUGACUCGCCAUGCUGAGGAUUCAUGCCUUUUAAGCCUUUCAAGUGAGGAUUUCAAAACCAUUUUCAGGUAGUGUCAUGUAACUGUUGAAAGACAAUGUAAGCAGUUCCUCCCAAACAAUAAAUCUGAUAUUGGCAACAUCAGAAUAAGGAGAGAGUGAA
Solea solea (common sole) is the source of this 1643-nucleotide messenger RNA. It is a transcript of the gene nudt2, whose product is annotated as nudix (nucleoside diphosphate linked moiety X)-type motif 2. Lineage: Eukaryota; Metazoa; Chordata; Actinopteri; Pleuronectiformes; Soleidae. Gene Ontology annotation, biological process: AMP biosynthetic process; ATP biosynthetic process. Bases 71 to 520 code for a protein of 149 amino acids. Gene Ontology annotation, molecular function: bis(5'-nucleosyl)-tetraphosphatase (asymmetrical) activity. The transcript is spliced from 4 exons. The record is from RefSeq and is a predicted model, not a curated record.